Pistacia vera is the source of this 1346-nucleotide messenger RNA. Its product is annotated as exosome complex component RRP43. The record is from RefSeq and is a predicted model, not a curated record. The coding region runs from base 152 to 1069 and encodes 305 amino acids. Gene Ontology annotation, cellular component: nuclear exosome (RNase complex); cytoplasmic exosome (RNase complex). NCBI's taxonomy places the organism in Eukaryota, Viridiplantae, Streptophyta, Magnoliopsida, Sapindales, Anacardiaceae. The transcript is spliced from 9 exons. Gene Ontology annotation, biological process: nuclear mRNA surveillance; U1 snRNA 3'-end processing; TRAMP-dependent tRNA surveillance pathway.
GAGAAAAACCAGGAGACACUUUUCAGUUUACAUUCCGCCAAUCCCUAGCUUCAUCACAACACAAGACAGUUCCUUUACUUGGCCCAGUGAAGUGAUUGGUUGAGCAAUAAUUUUCUGCCUCAAAUCACUCUUGCAAGACAAGUAAAGAGAGAUGGGGUUGCCAGCGGCUUCAGAGUCUGAGGACUUGUCAUCAAAGAUGGAGGUGGAUGCAUUCAGACGCCUGUUCCCUCUUCGUUAUUUCGAGCGUCAUUUGACCGAAUCUAUACGCCCAGAUGCUAGGCCUGUGGGAAGAGCUAGAGAUACUACUGUAUCCCUUGGUGCUGUUGCAUCUGCUGAUGGAUCAGCACUAGCGAAGAUUGGUUCAACUACCAUGUUGGCUGCUAUCAAAAUGGAAGUCAUGACCCCGUCCUUGGAGGCACCAGAUGAGGGCUGCGUAGCUAUUGAUUUCCACAUGCCUCCAAUUUGUUCUCCAAUAGUUAGGCCUGGCAGGCCAGCUGAGGCAGCACCAGUAGUAUCGAAGCAGUUAUCUGACACUAUUUUAAGUUCUGGCAUGAUUAAUCUGAAGGAACUAUCAUUGGUCAGUGGAAAAGCUGCAUGGAUGGCGUAUUUGGACAUAUAUUGCUUGGAUGCUGAUGGUGCUCUUUUUGAUGCUGCAUUACUUUCAGCAGUUGCUGCUUUCUCUCAUUUACAAAUCCCUGUGGUUUCUCUGGAUUUUGAAGGAAAAAUUGUUAUGGUGUCUGACGAACAGAAGGUAGAAAACUUGGAAAAAGAGGCAGUUAAUAAGGAGAGAAGGAAGCUUACACUGAGCAGUAUUCCAUUCUCAUUGACAUGCAUACUUCAUAAGAAUUACAUCCUCGCAGAUCCAACUGCUGAGGAAGAAUCAAUAAUGGACACUCUUGUGACUGUUGUCUUAGAUUCAUCCAGUCAACUUGUGUCUCUAUACAAACCAGGUGGACCAGUUCUUGCCUAUACAUCAGCUGUUCAGAAUUGCAUUGCAUUAACAAGGCAGAGAGUAAAGGAACUUCAGGAGAUCUUAGACGAAGCUAUUUCUGGUAUGGAAAUUGACUGAUUUUGAUGUAAAUCUGUUGAGGAGAUUGUCCUAUAUCAGUUUAAUAUGUGGGUAGAUAUUUUGUUCUUUUAAUUAUAUCUGUUUAUUCUAUCUUGUUUCUUUUGUCGCAUUUACAACUGUGGAAGAGAAUUUUGGAACCAUUAGUCAAUUUUGGUUGCAUGUGGAAGAACUAAUUAAUUUCAUUUCAAGAGCAGCUGAUUUACGUUUGUUCUCAGGAUAAACAAGUUAGAUGUCAUUCUUGAAAGGCAACUGAUUGAUUUAAACUGAUUAUCUACUA